GUCGCCAGAGGUCAGCAUUGGACGGUAUAGGUACUGUUGUCAAUAGAGGGAGCGGAUGCGUGCUGUUAAUAAUGAGAAAUGCACUUUCGUUGCUUUUGCAGAUUUCCGGUUAAUUUUAUUUGAACUAUUUCAGCCGUUUUCAGGUGAUGUUUUGUGAGGAGGAUCUGUGUGAUAUGAGUUAUUCACCGAGGCUGGGGAUGCGCAGUGCGCUGCUGACUGCUGCUGCAGUGUAAACACUGUCCGAGGCUGCGGAGCUGCAGAUCACCACGCACUUAGUGAUAGCUGUUUGAAAGCCUACACCAUGUUCAUCUGGACACAUCUUUUUUUUCUGUUCUCGGAUUUCUGCAAACGGGUAAGAACCCUCAUCUAAUGGGCGCUGUAAGGGGAUUUUCUGCGCUUUUUUUCAAAUUUAACUCCACAUAAAUCACUCAGCGUAUCUGCUACUUCCGUGCAAACACCAAGUCCAGCUUGCCCUUUAAACACCCCGAUGGUUUUAGCAACUUGAUUUUUUUUAUAUAAACCAAAAUGACAGACAACCAGGAGAACACAGACGCUGAGGACGCGUCUCCGUCCGGAAGCCCGACCUCUCCGCCCCGGCCGCCCUCCGAUCGUCUGCCCUGCCACAAGAGCAGCGUGUGCUCCCGCUCCUACUUCGUGGUCGUCAUGGUGUUUUUUCACGUCUACAUCAUUAAUGUCAUAGCGCUGCUGUUUUACGUGCACUACAGCAGCGGGCAGGAGGACGCCAGCCGGAGCAGCGAUGCUCCCAGCGGCGGCCAACACCAGCGCUCAGAGCCGCGACGUCCGCCGCCAUCAAAGCCCGACUUUAUACGGGAUGUUUCCCUGACAAGGGUCGAGGGAAUACGGGUGGGACAUGUCCAGCAGGUCGCUCUGGUGCCAGGCAAAGUGCAUGAGAUGAGGACUUUGAGCCUGAAACCGCUGCUGUUUGAGAUCCCUGGGUUUUUGUCAGAGGACGAGUGCCGUGUGGUGAUGCAGCUCGCUCAGCUGAAGGGUCUGAUGGAGAGUCAGCUGAUGGUACAAGAAGGUCAAGAAGAGCUGGCCAAAGAGCUUGACCUGAGCCCCGAAGAGAUCUUUAACCUUCUCGAUAUCAACCAGGAUGGACAGCUGCAGCUUCAUGAGGUACUGACUCAUUCCCGAGUGAGGGACGGCAUUUGGCUCACUCCAGAGAACCUGCGAGAAAUUUAUGACGGGCUCAAAGCUGAUAAAGAUGGUGACGGUUUGCUAAGCCUGCAGGAGUUCCGCCUACUAAGCAGCGACGCCUUUCAGCGCUUCCUGCUGCAGCGAGGGGUGAAAAGGAGUCAACUGGUUCGGAACAGCCGGCACACCUGGCUGUAUCAGGGCAAAGGAGCACAUCAGGUCCUCCAGAAAAUCAAGGAGAGGGUGACUCGCCUCACUCGGCUGCCCUCUGCGUUAGUGGACCUGAGUGAGCCGCUUCAGGUGGUUCGAUAUGAGGAGGGUGGCCACUACCACGCCCACCAUGACAGCGGGCCCGUAUACCCUGAAACAGCGUGCACACACACACGUCUUGCAGCGAACACCUCCACUCCUUUUGAGACUUCUUGCAGGUACAUCACAGUUCUCUUCUACCUGAACUCUGUUGAUGGGGGUGGGGAGACCGCAUUCCCUGUGGCAGACAACAGGACCUAUGACGAAGUGUCUCUGAUACAAAAUGAUGUGGAUCUGAUGGACACCAGAAGAAACUGUGACAAGAGCAACCUCAGAGUGAAACCCACCAAAGGAAUGGCUGUUUUCUGGUACAACUACCUCUCCGAUGGAAGAGGUUGGGUGGGAGAGCAGGAUGAAUAUGCUCUGCAUGGAGGCUGUGUGGUCACCAGCGGCACUAAGUGGGUAGCCAAUAAAUGGAUCAAUGUCGAUCCAGAUUACCAGCGGCAAGCUCGCUACCAGCAGUUGGUUUCACAUCUGCCAGACAAUGAAAAUGACGAUGAUCUGACUUUGAAUGCUGACAUACAGAAUCCCAGCAUCCAUCAAGACUUGUAGCUCCAACACCAAUACAUUAAUUUACCAAAAUCCUCCUUGUCUUCCUCAGUGCUGUGCACAGCCUUUUUCGGACCAGUUUUGCAGAGUUGACAUUUAUUCAGGGAAUGAGUUCACAGUGAGAAAUAGAUGCUUUUAUACAACAAUCUGUUUAUUUUGUGUAUUGUUCUGUUUCUAUUUCCCACUUUAGGAGUGUUGCUCUAGAGCCUUUCGAAGAGUUGUGAUUUUAAAAUGUUUCAAAGUGUUUAGGAUUUAGUGACAUCUAGUGGCAAAGUUCCAAAGUGCAUGCUGUUGAAUUUUCCUUUUCUAAAAUUCAUCUUCCAGACCUGUAGGUCAAUGUCAGCAGCCGUCAAAAGGUAAAAAAUAUUUUUUAAAUUACAGAGAGAGCCAGGGUUUGUUUGGUACACUCUAGAAAUACUGUAGAAACCUGCAAAAAAGCGACUCAAACAAUCUUUAUUUGUAAGCAUCUCAUUCUUCUGUGAUAGCACAGUCUCUCUUUUUUAAUGUGAUAUACUGCCUUUCUGCCUGUAGAUUUCUCUCAAUCGUACACACAUGAACUUUAAAUAACACAUUUCUUUGCAUGUAUAAAAAAGGUUUUCCUGUUGCAAUGAGCACAUUUGCACUAGAAUAUUGCAACAGCUGUCGUUACCAAAAGAAGCUCACACCUCUAGGCGUGAUGCAUGAUGCCUUUUCUUUGUCUCUUCAGUGCAAUACUACUGUUUUCUUCUAGAAUGCACAAUGAAUGAAAAUGCACAUGAUGUCCAGAGUUCAUUUGAUUUAUUUAUUGAAUAAUUACUUAAAAUGCACUCUUUCACUGUUCCAGCACCAAAUAAAGUGUAAUGAAGCUCAA
Messenger RNA from Girardinichthys multiradiatus, 2863 nucleotides. RefSeq names its product prolyl 4-hydroxylase, transmembrane b (gene p4htmb). The transcript is spliced from 9 exons. Gene Ontology annotation, molecular function: L-ascorbic acid binding; procollagen-proline 4-dioxygenase activity; calcium ion binding. Gene Ontology annotation, cellular component: endoplasmic reticulum. Gene Ontology annotation, biological process: peptidyl-proline hydroxylation to 4-hydroxy-L-proline. NCBI's taxonomy places the organism in Eukaryota, Metazoa, Chordata, Actinopteri, Cyprinodontiformes, Goodeidae. The coding region runs from base 526 to 2016 and encodes 496 amino acids. The record is from RefSeq and is a predicted model, not a curated record.